AUGGAGGAGAAAAGGAAGCACAUCACAGAAAACAAGGAACUGAGUAUUUUGGAAAGCCAGGAGAACCAACUCCAGACCCUUGGAGUUGAUUUACUCAAAUGGCAAAAUGCCCGUCUUCACCACACUGAUGCAUACGACAAUAAAAGUCUGAUUGUAAGACGUGGACAGGAGUUUCAGCUGAAACUGAUGUUUGACAGAGAGCUGAAAGACAAUGACAAAGUGGGGCUGCAGUUCAGUUUUGGUGAUAAACCAAUGAAAUCCAGUGGAACCCUGGUGGCAAUGACCUUGAGGUCUCAACAAGACUCUCAGUGCUGGUCUGCCAAGAUUGCUAACACCAAUGGAAAGGAGUGCCUGGUUACUGUGGCCAGUCCAGCAGAUGCAGCUAUUGGAAAAUACCUUUUGUGUGUGAAAACUGGAGCUGAUGUUUAUAAACCUGGAAACACUGUCUACUUGUUGUUCAACCCUUGGUGUAAAGCUGAUGCCGUUUUCAUGCCUAGCGAUGCUGAAAGGCUGGAGUAUGUUCUCAAUGACACAGGCUACCUCUAUGUUGGAUCAUCAGAAAAAAUAUUUGAGAAACCCUGGAACUUUGGGCAGUUCGAGGAAGAUGUCUUGGACUCCUGUAUGUAUCUCCUAGACAAAAGUGGACUCAAGCAAAACUUCAGAAAGGAUCCCGUGACUGUGUCCAGGACCAUGUCUGCUUUGGUUAAUUCCAAUGAUGAUGCAGGAGUCCUGUUUGGAAACUGGUCAGGAAAUUAUGGUAGUGGGACCUCUCCAUUGGCCUGGACAGGAAGUGCCACAAUUUUACAGAAAUAUUACAAAACUAAAAAGCCCAUCUGUUUUGGCCAGUGUUGGGUCUUCUCUGGAGUUCUGACUACAGUCAUGCGCUGCCUGGGAAUCCCUGCCAGAAGUGUGAGUAACUUUGCUUCAGCUCACGAUACUCAGGAAAAUCUGAAAGUUGACAUCUUCCUGAAUGAAUGUGGAGAAAAAGUGGACAAGCUGACCACAGACUCUGUCUGGAAUUUCCACGUGUGGAAUGAUGUGUGGAUGAAAAGGUCAGACCUGCCGGAGGGCUUUGAUGGCUGGCAGGCAAUCGAUGCCACUCCACAAGAGAUAAGUCAAGGUAUUUUCCAGUGUGGCCCUUCUCCACUGAAAGCUAUCAGAAGCGGAGAAGUCUAUUUGCCCUAUGACUCCAAGUUUAUAUUUGCUGAAGUGAAUGCUGAUAAGGUUUACUGGCUUGUGAAGAAUGUAGCCGGCAAAGACAAAUACAUCAAGCUCCGCGAGGAGACCAAAGCCAUUGGGAAGAACAUCAGCACCAAAGCCAUUGGAAAAAACAUGCGGGAAGACAUCACAGCUCAAUACAAGUUCUUGGAAGGGUCAUCAGAGGAAAGGAAAACCAUGGAAAAAGCUUGCUCCUUUCUCAGAUGUUCAGAUAUGGUAGAUGCUAGGCUCUCCUCUUCUCCACUCACAGCUGGGAUCCAGCUGAAGACAGAUGGUGAAAAAUCUUUGUGGCCGGGCAACCCCAUUGAUUUGAAAAUCAUUGUAAACAGCACUUCAGCUGAAUCAUGGACAGCCAGUCUCACUGCCUCUUGCCAGCUGCAGUCCUAUACUGGGAAAGUAGAGGCCAAUCUUGGAUUUAUCAAGCAGACUGUCCAGACUGAAGGCAAACCUGCGAUUGAGAUCCCUCUGAAUGUGGCAGCUGAUACUUACAUAAAGACACUGGCAUCUGUGGAGGAUGAACUUCUCAUCAAAGUUAAUAUUAUUGCUGAGGUUCAGGAAACGGGUGAAAAGGUUUCUGAUGAGCUAACGCUUGCAUUCCAAUACCCCUCUAUAAAGGUGGAGAUGCCAGAAACAGCAAAGAUCAAUGAAGCUUUCACCUGCGCCUUUGUCUUCAAGAAUACACUGGCAAUUCCUUUGGAAAAGUGUAAAUUGUAUGUAGAAGGACUGGGAUUUUUCAAAAUGGAAAUAUUUGAUGAAGGAGACAUAAGACCUGGCGGGAUCUUUAAAUCUAAGAUUAUCUGUCAUCCUAAGAAAGCUGGAGAGAAAAAAAUAAUAGCCCAGCUAAACUCUCUGCAGGUCAAAGGAAUAUCUGUGGAAAAGAUCAUCAUCAUCACUGAGUAG
Alligator sinensis (Chinese alligator) is the source of this 2118-nucleotide messenger RNA. It is a transcript of the gene TGM4, whose product is annotated as transglutaminase 4. Gene Ontology annotation, molecular function: protein-glutamine gamma-glutamyltransferase activity. NCBI's taxonomy places the organism in Eukaryota, Metazoa, Chordata, Crocodylia, Alligatoridae. Gene Ontology annotation, biological process: peptide cross-linking. The record is from RefSeq and is a predicted model, not a curated record. Bases 1 to 2118 code for a protein of 705 amino acids. The transcript has 14 exons.